Messenger RNA from Homarus americanus (American lobster), 1242 nucleotides. Its product is annotated as thioredoxin domain-containing protein 2-like. The transcript has a single exon. The coding region runs from base 1 to 1242 and encodes 413 amino acids. The record is from RefSeq and is a predicted model, not a curated record. NCBI's taxonomy places the organism in Eukaryota, Metazoa, Arthropoda, Malacostraca, Decapoda, Nephropidae.
AUGUCCCAAGACAUUCCCUCAAGACAGUCACAAGACAGGACCCAAGACAGUCACAAGACAGACCCAAGACAGUCCCAAGACAUUCCAAGACAGUCGCUGCUAAGACAGACACUAAGACAGUCACAAAGACAGUCCCAAGACAUUCCCAAGAUAUUCCAAGACAUUCCUGAAGAUAUUCCCAAGACAGACCCAAGAUGUCACAAGACAGUCCCAAGACAGUCCAAGAUAUCUGCAAGACAUUCCCAAGAUAUUCCCAAGACAUUCCUAAGAUAUUCCCAAGACAGACCCAAGACAGUCACAAGACAGUCCCAAGACAAUCCUGCAAGACAGACCCAAGACAUUCCCAAGAUAUUCCCAAGACAGCCUACAAGACAGUCCUGUAAGACAGUCCCAAGACAGUCCCAAGAUAUUCCCAAGACAUUCCUAAGACAGUCCCAAGAUAUUCCCAAGAUAUUCCCCAAGACAUUCCCAAGAUAUUCCCAAGACAUUCCCCAAGAUAUUCUAAGACAGACCCAAGACAGUCACAAGACAGUCCCAAGACAAUCCCAAGACAGACCCAAGACAUUCCCAAGAUAUUCCCAAGACAGUCACAAGACAGUCCCAAGACAGUCCCAAGACAAUCCCAAGAUGACCCCAAGCACAUUCCUAAGACAGUCCCAAGAUAUUCCCAAGACAUUCCCAAGACAGUCCCAAGACAUUCCCAAGACAGCCUACAAGACAGACCUAAGACAGUCACAAGACAGUCCCAAGACAGUCCCAAGAUAUUCCCAAGACAUUCCCAAGAUAUUCCCAAGACAGACCCAAGACAGUCCCAAUGACAAUCCCAAGACAGACUCCAAGACAUCUCUAAGAUAUUCCCCAAGAUGUCACAAGACAGUCCCAAGACAGUCCCAAGACAGUCCCAAGAUAUUCCCAAGACAGACCCAAGACAAUCCCCAAGACAGACCCAAGACAGUCCCAAGACAGACCCAAGACAGUCCCAAGAUAUUCCCAAGACAGACCCAAGAUGUCACAAGACAGUCCCAAGACAGUCCCAAGACAGUCCCAAGAUAUUCCCAAGACAUUCCCAAGACAGUCAUGCUAAAGACAGUCACAAGACAGUCCCAAGACAGUCCCAAGACAGUCCCAAGAUAUUCCCAAGACAUUCCCAAGAUAUUCCCAAGACAGACCCAAGACAGUCACAAGACAGUCCCAAGACAAUCCCAAGCACAGACCCAAGACAUUCCUAAGAUAUUCCUGUAA